This is a messenger RNA of Strongyloides ratti, 969 nucleotides long. Its product is annotated as BESS motif domain and MADF domain-containing protein. Bases 1 to 969 code for a protein of 322 amino acids. The transcript is spliced from 3 exons. Gene Ontology annotation, biological process: regulation of transcription by RNA polymerase II. Gene Ontology annotation, molecular function: DNA binding. The record is from RefSeq and is a predicted model, not a curated record. NCBI's taxonomy places the organism in Eukaryota, Metazoa, Nematoda, Chromadorea, Rhabditida, Strongyloididae. Gene Ontology annotation, cellular component: transcription regulator complex; nucleus.
AUGCCCGACGAAGACUCGGCUACUGUGAAGUUGAUUGAGACUGUUAAAUUAAAUCGGUGCCUCUAUGAUUCUAGAGAUAAAAAAUAUAGGUCAUCAGAAUAUAAAUUCAAUUUAUGGAAUGAUAUUUUAAAUGAAGUUAAAAAAGCAGAUCCAAAUUAUAAAGGUGAUUCACGAGCUUUAACCAAGUUUUUAGAUCCAUUUAUGACGGAACGUGAUGAUCAUAAAAAUGAGACAGAGGAAGCAUCAUAUAUAAGGCAACGAAUAAAAACAGAUCCAAAAUUUUAUGAAAAAUUAAUAAAUGAAGUUAAAAAAUAUUCAAGUUUGUAUGAUUCAAAUGAUCCUAAUUAUAGGCAUACAAAUUUAAGGAUUGGUAUAUGGAAAAAUAUUUUAGAAAGUCUUGAUUUACCUGGAGAUGUUAGUGAUAUAUAUAAACAAUGGAAAAAAAUACGUGAUAGAUAUGUUAGAGAAAAAAGAAAAAGAAAACAAAUGAAUUCAUCUUCUGAUGAACCUUCUUCGUGGGGUUUAUAUGGUAAAUUAACGUGGAUGGAUUCAUUUAUUGAAGAAAGGAGUGAUAGUAAAGCAAAGAAAGAACAUUUACAAUUACCUGAUAUUAGUGGUGAAGGUUUUAUUCAAAAUGACUUUGAUAAUUUUAAUCCCGGUAUUUUGGAAGAUGCUCCUUCACCCAUAUUAAAUGAUAAUAAUCAAAGGCAAUCUCUUGAUGAAAAUAGGGCACGUGAAGAUCCAUAUUUUUCUCAACAAAUUCCUUCUAAUUUUAAUAACAAUACAACUCACCCUGAAUCUCAAAGUCCAACAGAACCCCCAGUAAAUCAAAUUGAAAUUCCUCAGGAAAUGAUGGAUGGUGAUAUGGCAUAUGCACUAAGUGUUUUAAUUGACAUUAAAUCUUUAAGUUAUCAAGACAAAGAAUCAGCUAAAGUUCAAAUUCUUCAACUUAUAAAAAACUCGCACUAA